AUCACUAAUUAUCAAAUCCUAUAAAAAGGUGGAGAACACCAGCUACGGCUAUUUAUCUCGAGUAGUGGGAUUCUUUACAAAAUAUAAAAAUCAAGCAACAUGUCUCGCGAUACUGCAUCCAAUCAAUUGAUUGACUACAAGAAUUCUUUGAAUUCUGCUCCCGGGGCCGUUACCACCGGUGCUGGCGCUCCCAUUGGCGUCAAGGAUGCCACCAUGACUGUUGGACCCCGUGGCCCUGCUCUAUUGCAAGAUGUCAACUUCCUCGAUGAAAUGGCCCAUUUCGAUCGUGAACGUAUUCCCGAACGUGUUGUACAUGCCAAGGGUGCUGGUGCUUUUGGUUAUUUCGAAGUAACCGACGACAUUACCAAAUAUUGUGCCGCCAAGGUGUUCGAAAAGGUUGGCAAACGUACCCCAGUGGCUGUACGUUUCUCAACGGUCGGUGGUGAGAGUGGUUCCGCCGAUACGGCCCGUGAUCCCCGUGGUUUUGCCGUUAAGUUCUAUACCGAUGAUGGUGUUUGGGAUUUGGUCGGCAACAAUACACCAAUUUUCUUCAUUCGUGAUCCCAUUCUAUUCCCCAGCUUCAUUCACACCCAAAAACGCAAUCCUCAAACUCACUUGAAGGAUCCCGACAUGUUCUGGGAUUUCAUUUCGUUGCGCCCCGAGACCACUCAUCAAGUCAGUUUCCUGUUCAGUGACCGUGGUACUCCCGAUGGUUAUCGUUACAUGCACGGCUAUGGCUCCCACACCUUCAAGAUGAUCAAUGCCAAGGGUGAACCCAUCUACUGUAAAUUCCAUUUCCGUUGCGACCAGGGAAUUAAGAAUUUGGAUGCCAAGAAAGCCGAUGAAUUGGCUGGCUCUGAUCCCGACUAUUCCAUCCGUGAUUUGUACAAUGCCAUCAAGGAAGGAAACUUCCCCAGCUGGACUUUGAGAAUUCAGGUUAUGACCUUCGAACAGGCCCAGAAAUUCAAAUACAAUCCCUUCGAUGUGACCAAGGUAUGGCCCCACAGCGAAUAUCCUUUGAUCACAGUUGGUAAAAUGGUUUUGGAUCGCAACCCCACCAACUACUUUGCCGAAGUGGAACAAAUUGCAUUCAGCCCCGCUCACUUGGUGCCUGGUAUUGAACCAUCUCCCGACAAGAUGUUGCAAGGUCGUCUCUUCUCCUACUCGGACACCCAUCGCCAUCGUUUGGGCCCCAACUACUUGCAAAUCCCCGUCAAUUGUCCCUACCGUGUGCCUGUUAAGAACUAUCAACGCGAUGGUCCAAUGACUGUCACCGACAACCAAGGUGGUGCACCCAACUACUAUCCCAACUCCUUCUCUGGUCCCGAAACUUGUCCACGUUCCCGUAGCUUGGAAUCCAAAUUGCCCGUUUCCGGUGAUGUCUAUCGUUACAGCAGCGGCGACACUGAGGACAACUUCGGUCAAGUUACCGAUUUCUGGGUGCAUGUCUUGGAUGAGCCUGCUCGUCAACGUUUGGUCAAUAAUAUUGCUGGCAAUUUGGUCAAUGCCAGUCAAUUCAUCCAAGAGCGUGCUGUCAAGAACUUUACCAAUGUCCAUCCCGAUUUUGGUCGUAAAUUGACCGAGGCUUUGAAAUUGGUUAAAUCGGCCAAGAUGUAAGCAGGCAGCAGCACUCUGUUGUCUCAAUUUGUAUUUGUUUAAAGGUUAUUGGUGAGAAAAAAUGUCUCGAUUUUCGUUAAAAAAAUGGUUGCGGGCUUUUUUUCUCUUCUCUAUCCCCUCUUAACUUUGUUCGAUGUUUCUUUUUUUUUUUUUUUUUGAGAACUGUUGUAUAAAAAUUGUAAAAUUAUUGAUACAUAUUUUUUAGAAUAUUGGACACAUACACACCCACACUGGCCAUGUAGUCAUUUUGGAGAUUAAACAAAAAAUGCCUUGAACUAACUUUUUUACAUUCGAUUUUUUUAUAAAGAUUUUUUUUGUGUAAUCUUAUAUGUAUAGCUUUAGUACGCACAUUUCCAUUAUAUAAUCAAUAAAAUGCAAUAUUUUAUAUAUAUAAAAAAAA
Molecule: messenger RNA, 2017 nt
Organism: Musca domestica (house fly)
Lineage: Eukaryota; Metazoa; Arthropoda; Insecta; Diptera; Muscidae
Product: catalase
Exons: 3
Coding region: 100-1617 (505 amino acids)
Biological process (GO): response to hydrogen peroxide; hydrogen peroxide catabolic process
Cellular component (GO): mitochondrion; peroxisome; cytoplasm
Molecular function (GO): heme binding; catalase activity
Source: RefSeq, a predicted model, not a curated record